Plasmodium cynomolgi strain B is the source of this 3162-nucleotide messenger RNA. RefSeq names its product Duffy binding protein 1. The record is from RefSeq and is a predicted model, not a curated record. Gene Ontology annotation, cellular component: membrane. The coding region runs from base 1 to 3162 and encodes 1053 amino acids. Gene Ontology annotation, molecular function: host cell surface receptor binding. The transcript is spliced from 5 exons. Lineage: Eukaryota; Apicomplexa; Aconoidasida; Haemosporida; Plasmodiidae.
AUGAAAGGAAAAAACCGCCCUUUAUUUUUUCUUCUAGUUUUAUUAUUGUCACACAAAGUAAAUAAUGUAUUAUUAGAACGAACAAUUGAAACCCUUCAAGAAUGCAAAAAUGAAUGUGUGAAAGGUGAAAAUUGUUAUAAAUUAUCUAAAGGACAUCACUAUAUUGAGGAAGAUAACAUAGAACGAUGGUUGCAAGGAACUAAUGAAAGAAGAAGUGAGGAAAAUAUAAAAUAUAAAUAUGGCGUAACGGAACUAAAAAUAAAAUAUGAGCAAAUGAAUGGAAAAAGAACUAGCCGUAUUUUGAAGGAAUCAAUUUACGAGGCGCAAAACUUUAGAGACAACAAUUACAGAGAGGAAAAAGAUGGAGAACAUAAAACUGAUAGUAAAACUGAUAACGGGAGAAGUGCAAACAAUUUGGUAAUGUUAGAUUAUGAUACAUCUAGCAGUGGCCAUCCAGCUGUGACCCUUGAUAAUGUUCUUGAAUUUGUGACUGACCAUGGGGAAAAUUCUCUUGAAAAUUCCUCGAAUGGUGGCAAUCUUUACGAUAUUGUUCAUAAGAAAACGAUGUCUAGCGGUGUUAUAAAUCAUGCUUUUCUUCAAAAUUCUGAAAUCGUAACUUGUAAUGAUAAGAGAAAACGUCAGGUAAGAGAUUGGGACUGUUCAACUAAGAAGGAUGUUUGUAUACCAGAUAGAAGAUAUCAAUUAUGUAUGAAGGAAGUUACGAAUUUGGUAAAUAAUACGGAUACACAUUUUCAUGGUGAUAUAACAUUUCGAAAAUUAGAUUUUAAAAGGAAACUUAUGUAUGAUGCUGCAAUAGAGGGUGAAUUAUUAUAUAAGAAGAAUAACUAUAAAUAUAACAAAGACUUAUGUAGGGAUAUAAGAUGGAGCUUGGGAGAUUUUGGGGAUAUAAUUAUGGGAACUGAUAUGGAAGGUAUUGGACAUUCCCAAGUAGUGGAAAAUAAUUUGAAAAGCAUCUUUGGAACUGGUAAAAAUGCCCUACAGAAUCGUGUGCAGUGGUGGCAUGAAUCUAAAGUACAUAUUUGGAGAGCAAUGAUGUACUCAGUUAGAAAGAGAUUAAAGGAUAGAUUUGCAUGGAUUUGUAAAAUAAAUGUUGCGGUAAAUGUAGAACCGCAGAUAUAUAGGUGGAUUCGAGAAUGGGGAGGGGAUUAUAUAACAGAAUUACCCACAGAACGACAAAAAGUGAAAGAAAAAUGUGAUGGAAAUAUCAUUUUUACUAAGAAAAAAGUAUGUACGGUAUCUCAAUGUAAAAAUGCGUGUAAUUUAUAUGAUCAAUGGAUAACCAGAAAAAAAGAACAAUGGGAUGUUCUGUCAAAUAAAUUCAAAAGUGUAAAAAAUGAACAAAGCAUCAAGACGGCAGAUAUUGCAACUGCUUAUGAUAUACUAAAACAGGAGAUAAAUAAAUUUAACGAGGAGACUUUUGAGAAUGAAAUUAACAAACUUGAUAAUGCAUAUAUUGAUUUAUGUCUUUGUUCCCUUGAAGAGGUUAAAAAACAUACUCAGAAUGUUGUAAGAAAUAUAGAAAAAGCUGCUAAAUCUGUGGCACCAAAUCCGAAUCCGAUAAAUAAGGCAGUAGAUAGUAGUAAGGCGGAGAAGGUUCAAGGGAAUCCUGAGAAUGGAAAUGUUAACAGUGGCGCAAAUAAUUCUACCACAGGUAAAGCUGCUACGGGGGAUGGUCAAAAUGGAAAUCAGACACCUACAAAAAGCAAUGUACAACAAAGUGAUGUUGCUGAAAGUGCAGGUGCUAAAAAUGUUGAUCCGCAUAAAUCUGUAAGUGAAAAGAGUGCCGACACUACGAGCGUUACAAGUAUUGCAGAAGCUGGAAAGGAAAACUUAGGCACAUCAAAUAGUCAACCUUCUAAGUCUACCGUUGAAGCAAAUAGCCCAGGUGAUGGCACUGUGAACAGUGCAUCUAUAUCUGUAAAAAAUAGUGAAAAACCGUUAGUAACCACCGAUAAAGGUUUGGAGCCUUCGAAAGAUAACAGUGAUAACAAUGGAUCUACGGAAUCUAAGAAAUCAGAGGCUAAUCCUGAUUCAAAUAGUAAAGGUGAGACGGGAAUGGGACAAGACAAUGAUAAGGAGAAGGCUACUAAAGAUAGUAGCAAUAGUUCAGAUAAUACAAGCUCUGCUAAGGGCGAUACUACUAGUGCAGUUGAUAGAAAUUUUAAUGGAGGUGUUCCUGAGGAUAGAGAUAAAAUUGUAGGAAGUAAAAAAGAAGAAAAGGAAGAUAACUCUGCAAAUAAGGAUGCAGCGACUGUAGUUGGAGGCAACACUAAUGAUAGAACAGAAAAUGGCAUGGAAAAAAACAAUGUUCCUGCACCUGACAGUAAACAAAGUGUGGAUGCAACUCCGCUAAGUAAAACUGAAAGUUUAGAAUUAAACGAAAGUGCACAUAGAAUUACUAAUGAUACAACUCACAGUUUAAAAAAUGAAAAUGAAGGAAGCGAAAAGGAUUUACAAAAGCAUGAUUUUACAAAUAAUGAUAUGCCGAAUGAAGAACCAAAUUCUGCUCAAACUACAGAUGCAGAAGGACAUCACAGGUAUAGUAUGAAAAAUGAUAACGGAGAAAUGAGAAAGCAUAUGAAUAAAGGUACUUUUACGAAAAAUCCAAAUAGUAACCAAUUAAAUAGCCAUAAUGAUUUGAGUAAUGGUAAAUUAGAUAUAAAAGAAUACAAAUACAGAGAUGUCAAUGCAACAAGGGAAAAAAUUAUAUAUAUGUCCGAAGUACGCAGGUGCAAUAAUAAUAUUUCUUUAAACUACUGUAACUCUGUAAAAGACAAAAUGUCAUCGAACACUUGUUCUAGAGAGAAAAGUAAAAAUUUAUGUUGUUCAAUAUCGGAUUAUUGUUUGAACUAUUUUGAGGUUUAUACUAAUGAGUAUCAUAAUUGCAUGAAAAAGGAAUUUGAAGAUCCAUCAUACAAGUGCUUUACAAAAGGGGGCUUUACAGACAAGGCUUAUUUUGCCGCGGGGGGAGCGUUGCUGAUACUGCUGUUGUUAAUUACUUCACGGCAUAUGAUCAAAAAUGAUUCUGAAGAAGCUACAUUUAAUGAGUUUGAAGAACACUGUGAUAAUAUUCAAAGAAUCCCCCUGAUGCCUAACAAUAUUGAACACAUGCAACCAUUAACCCCCCUGGAUUAUUCAUGA